AGGUAGCAACGCAAAAUGGCGGACACGCUACUUGUCCCCGCUUUGAGAUCGAAGCCAAAAUCUCUUAAUUUAAGCAAUAAAAAACUCGACAAGAUCCCCAGGGCCAUCGGAAAACUUGAUUGCAUUAUUCAUUUGCAAGUGAAAAACAAUAAAUUAAAGACAUUGCCUUAUGAAUUAAGUUAUUUAUAUCAGUUGCAGAUACUGAACUGCGGAAACAAUGCAUUUGAAGAACUACCAGAAGUUAUUGAACAUCUGACAAUGUUAGAAAAGCUACAUUUGUUCAACAACGUAAUACACACACUGACUCCAAAGGUUCUCUCAAGUUUAAGAAGUCUUACAUUCCUCAAUCUAAACAAAAACUGUUUGAAAACUCUUCCACCAGAGAUAUGCAGGUUAUCAAAUCUUCAGUUCCUCAGUGUAGAUAACAAUGAACUCACAGAAUUACCUGUUGAAAUUUGUGCUCUUACACGACUAGAGGAAUUUCAUGCUGCAAAUAAUCAGUUAACAAAUCUUCCACUAGAAUUUGGGUUUCUUAUCAACCUUGAAAAAUUGCAUUUACAAAAGAACAGAAUACGAGAAUUACCUGAAAGUAUUGGAAAAUGUUACAAACUUAGAACAUUAGAUAUUGCAGCCAAUGACUUGCGAAUAUUUCCAACUGAGUUACACAAUAUUCCGUUAAAAGAUAUGUUUUGUGAGGAGAACCCUUUAUUACAACACUUACCUGUACAUUCAGUCCAGGAGGAGGAGGUGCUCUCAUUGAAGGAAGUUUGUGCAAGAUAUGUGAUGAAAGAGUUAAAAGACAGACGCCCAGACAAGAGGUGGUCAUACUUGAGACGUGCAAUAAAACACUAUCCACAGAUACGUGAGAUGUUAGCACAGGCCAGUAGAUGUGCAGUGUGUGGAGAGUCUUUCCUCAACACGUGGCUAGAGUGUGUCAAGUUUGUCGAUGCAAAAUCAGACCUCAGACUGAAAAACUUAAAUGGACUGGUUCCUGUGCGUGCUCUACUUUGCUCAUAUAAAUGUUUCAACUCAAAAGGACAUGACUAUUAUGGUGUUGCAUUUCCUUGAGGAGUACAACGGGAGUAUUCAAUGUAUUAAUUAAGCUAUGGAUAAAAAUAGUUUUGAUUAAAUGCAAUACAUUUUUCAAUUUUUUUUAUGAAUUGAAAUUUACACAAAUUGAAAAAAAAAAGUAAUAAAAAACUAGAAACUUUGAUUUCAUAGUUUUUCCCUUCAAUAUGUAUAUAUAAAAUGGUGAUUUUCUGGUGCAUUUUGAUAAAGAUAAGAAACUAAUCGCCACUUUUCUUCCUGUUUGAGUGUUUGGAAUAGAUAUGUUAUCAUCAUUUGUUUAUUUUACAGGAGCAUAUUGUUGAAAAUAGUAAAUACUUAAAAAAAACUAAAUAAUUUUGACCAAGUUAAUAGAUGAAGAAAAAAAAGAAGAAAAAUAUGUUGAUAUGAACUUAGAUACAGUUUUGAAAUAUAGAAUUAUUUAUUUCUCAAAGUUUUUAAUAGUUACUUAUUAAGCAAACUGUAUGAUAAAUGAUUUGUUUCCUAAAGCUAUUUGUUAUGAGUUAUGACAAAAUUUAAUUCAAAUUGAAGGAACCACUUAACAGGAUUCUUAAGCAGCAUGGAUGCUGUUGACUAUAUUGAUAGGUUUAUGCCAUGAGUUUUAAGCUAGGUCACCACGCGAAUCUUUUUAUCUAAUCAGACAACACUAUACUGCCUGUUGUUAACUCAAUUUUCAGUAUUUUAAUACUAAUAUGACCCUUUUCCCUACUUAAACAGUGUUAUAGAUGUUUUGCAUUCAAAAUGGAACAUGUUUAUUAAGUUAUUUGACUACUUUAAUAGUAUAGGGUAAAAUAUUGCGGUAAACGGAUAAUUGCUGUGUCCUUAAUUGCUGAUAAUUACCAUUGAACGAUGCAAAAUACUAUCCGCAAUUUUCCUAGAACCAGAUAUCGUCACUAUCUUGAUCAUUUUCUGUGUCUCAUAUUGCCACAUUAGUGCAGUAACUGGUUAACUCCUAUUAAAUUUAUAUAAGAAGUUAACCUGUUAAUGCACUAAGGUGAUGAUACACAAAUUUAGAUGAAUGGCGUUUGUAAUAUUAAAUUCUGAAAGCUUUAAUGUGCUGAAAAUAGCAAUUUCUGCUGAACAAGGAUUAUAUAAUAUUGUUAUAAGUUUACUUAAAAAAGGGCUGUGGAUGUUGGUGAUUAUGACUUUCAGCAUCCUGAAAUAUUGUUCAGUUAGAAAAAAUGUGAUAGAAUAUUGUAACUUUCCAACUCUUUUUUUUUUUACAUUUAGAAAUAAUUUAUGCAUUUUCUAUUAAGUUUUUUUUAUUAUUAAGAUGUCCAUGCUCUAUUUUUGUUAUUGUUUAUUUUUUUAUCCCCCGCCGAAAAAUUUCGGCAGAGGAUAUAGAAAUAGUCUCCGUCCGUCCGACCUUCCGUCCGUCCGUCCAUCCUUCCGUCCGACAUUUUUGUCCGGAGCAUAUCUCUAAAAGUAUUUGAGUUAUCAACUUGAAACUUCAUAGGUGGAUAGACCUCAUUGAGGAGGAGUGCAGUGCACAAGAAUGAUAACUCUACCUUGCAUGAUUUUUGAGUUAUUGCCCUUUGUUAUUUUUCAAAAUUGAUUUUUGUCCAGAGCAUAACUCCAAAAGCCUAUGAGAUAUUAACAUGAAACUUCAUAGGUGCAUAGAUCUCACUCAGGAGGUGUGCAGUGCACAAUAAUGAUAACUCUACCUUUCAUAAUUUUUGAGUUAUUGCCCUUUGUUAUUUUUCAUACCUAAUUUUUCACCUGAGUGGAGCAUAACUCAAAAAGUGUUUGAGAUAUCAACAUGAAAUGUCAUAGGUGGAUAGAUCUUAUUGAGGAAGAAUGUUGUGCGCAAGAAUGAUAACUCUUCCCUAUACAAUUUUUGAGUUAUUGCCCUUUUUUUUCAUGCUAUUUUGUCCAGAGCUUAUCUCAAAAAGUAUUUGAGGUAUCAACUUGAAACUUCAAAGGUGGAUGGAUCUCAUUGAGGAGGAGUGCAGUGCUUAAGGAUGAUAACUCUACCCUGCAUUAUUUUUGAGUUAUUGCCCUUUGUUAUUUUUCAAAAUUAAUUUUUGUCCAGGGCAUAACUCAAAAAGCCUUUGAGAUAUCAAAAUGAAACUUCCUAGGUGCAUAGAUCUCACUCAGGAGGUGUGCACUGCACAUGAAUGAUAACUCUACCUUUUAUAAUUUUUGAGUUAUUGCCCUUUGUUCUUUUUCAUACUUUAUUUUUCAAUUCAAUUUUUUUCUCACAAAGUAUUUGAGGUAUCAACUUGAAACUUCAUAGGUGGAUAGAUUUUACUGAGGAGGGAUGCAGCACACAAGAAUGAUAACCUACCCUGCAUUAUUUUUCAGUAAUUGCCCUUUGUUAUUUUCAGCCAUCAGUAUUCACAUAGGUUUCAAAUCUGUAAUCACUAUAGCCAUCAGUUUUCAUUACCAAAAGACCUCUUAAAAUGGAAUUAUUCCGCUCUACUACAUAUAUAUUCUUCCAAUGAGCAAACACAUUCGGCGGGGGAUGGCCAUGUUGACAUGGCUCUUGUUAUAUUUGAUACUGUGAUAUAUUGAAAAUAAAAGUUUAUUUGUUGUAAAAAAA
Messenger RNA from Ruditapes philippinarum (Manila clam), 3607 nucleotides. RefSeq names its product leucine-rich repeat-containing protein 69-like. The transcript is spliced from 10 exons. Gene Ontology annotation, molecular function: protein binding. The coding region runs from base 16 to 1068 and encodes 350 amino acids. The record is from RefSeq and is a predicted model, not a curated record. Lineage: Eukaryota; Metazoa; Mollusca; Bivalvia; Venerida; Veneridae.